AUGUCGCAAAUUCUUAUUAAUUCAGUGAAUCAGAUAAACGCUUCACGAGACUCGACCGAAUCGAAUUUUUCUUUGCCGCAAACGGUGACGAGUUCGGAAACGACUCUCGCGGUGUCGACCGGAAACAAUCUUAAUGUCACUCCGCCCGACAUCCCCGACGAGACGUUGGAAGCACGACGAGAAAAUUUCCGAGCAAUCUCACCAAUUUACCCGGUUGAAAAAACGAAUUCCGAUGAAAAAAGUGAUGAAGAAACGUUGAAAUUGCUUUCAUCUCGCGAAGGAAAUUCUUCGGAGAGUGAGGUAAAUGAAAAAGCAAAUGAUAUAAAUAAUACAUCGGCAUCACAACUCGUUUGGGACAAUUGUUACGAAACCUCGUAUAGAGAUAACCACCAAGUGAAUGCAAAAGUCCACUACGACAUGGAAAAUGCGCAUCGCCUCGAGAUUGACAAUGGUGGAAUGUUGAAAAACAGGGAGUUUCUAGAAAAUAACGGUUCACUCGCAGUAAGGAAUUGGCUGGAGAAAUAUAACAACCUGAAGAAUUCAAUAGCGGCGCGUAAGUCUACCACGGAGAUGACGACGGAAAUAUCUUCUAUUGCCUCCAAGGAUUAUUUCGACGAGGCUCCAAUGGAUAUCGGCAUGAUGAAAGUGAAUUCCGUACAAAUAUUGCCAAUAACGAAAGAAAUUGUUAGAGAUUACGAGUUCUCGGAACCCUAUAACGUGACUGUUGAUGUACUUGUAACAGAAAAUAACAUCAAAGCGAGUUACAAUGACGAUUGGUUCGAAGGGGAGGAUAGGACGAAAAUAAAAUUUAGUAGUAUGCCGCAGACACAAACCUAUUUGAUACCGAAAUUCAAACUUGAAGAGGGAUUUCACCCUUUUAGUUUUAUGUCGCAGUUUUUUUCGAUGAUAUAUCCUUUCGAUUUUCCCGUCGGUCUUAUCAAGGAUAUUGUGUGGGGAAAAUUUACAUUUCCAUAUUCAUUUUUACAGGUAAUUUAA
Molecule: messenger RNA, 996 nt
Organism: Pieris macdunnoughi
Lineage: Eukaryota; Metazoa; Arthropoda; Insecta; Lepidoptera; Pieridae
Source: the annotation of a GenBank genome assembly